Molecule: messenger RNA, 877 nt
Organism: Racocetra fulgida
Lineage: Eukaryota; Fungi; Glomeromycota; Glomeromycetes; Diversisporales; Gigasporaceae
Source: the annotation of a GenBank genome assembly
AUGGAAGACAGCAACGCAAAUGCAAAAAGAAAGCGUACGCUUGAUAUUGUAGUCGAUUCACCUAAUAACUUGGAUUUGGACACUUAUAUUGCGAACUAUAAAGAUCAUAAUAAAUAUCUCAACACUGCCAAUAAACUUAAUGAAGUUUUAGCUUCUCAAGGUUAUCCAUCUUAUCCUGUGGAUAACGCGUGGGUUGAAACGACUCAAAAACGUGCAAAGACUACUUUGGAAAGGUUAGAAGUUGAAUUGAAAAAUUUUAAAAAUAAUUUAAUAAAAGAAAGCAUAAGAUCUACACCAGAUAUUCAGCCCGUAGUGCAAGCAAAGCUUAAAGUUGCUGCUGCGUUGGCGCAUCUUGACAGUAACAAAUAUAAGCAAGCUGCGAAUUUGUUCUUGGAGACCAGUUUUGAGAUUUCUCAUUCUCAAAACAAUUAUUCUGAGGUAAAUUAUUCAAUAAGAGCUGUGUAUGGUGGUUUAUGCGCACUUGCUUCUUUUGACCGUAAACAGCUUAAAAAACAAGUGAUCGAUAAUACGGAAUUUAAACAAUUUCUUGAACUUGAGCCUCACAUACGGGAACUCAUUUAUGGAUUUUAUAACUCAAAGUAUUCAAUUGUGCUGGAUAUUUUAGACAGAUGGAAGUCUUUUGGAACCACAGUUCCAAAGCUAGAAAGAGAACUUGCCAAGUUGAUUACGGAAAACCACAUUCAAGCACGAAUUGAUAGUCAUAAAAAGGUUUUUAUUUAUACUGAUUUAAAUUUUAUAGAUCAUCGUAGUGGAAUAUUUCACAAGUCAUUGAAGAUGGGUGAUGAUUUUGAACAAAGUACUAAUGCAAUGUUACUUCGUAUGAAUUUGUUGAAAAUGAAUCUUAUCGUGCAAACAA